UUUCGUCCUCAGUCAGCAGAAAUGAAGAUGAGCGUGUAGAAGUCAGUCGUGAUAGAUAGGCUGCGCGACCAGGACCACGACCACGAGUUGCUUGCAUUGCAUUUGUCGGCCUACUGUAUUGUCUGCUCUGUCCGUAAGAUGAAAAAUCAACCUUCGAACAAGUAGACAUGUCCUCCGCAUCCUCCUCCUCCAAAUCCCGUCCCCCCGUGGUCCGCGACGCCCAUUCCGGCCAGGAAUUCGACCGCAACUCCGUCUCCACCGCGGAUGGCAGCCUGCUCGAGUGUGUUGGCGCGGGUUGCCGCUUCAAGAAGAUCGGUUUCAUCGAGCUCAAGAUCUACGCUUUCGCCUGCUACGUCCGGAAGAGCGACCUGGACUACAAUAAGGGACCACUGGCGGUUGCCGCAGCGACAUCAUCUUCAGGCGCGACGGGCUCCACCUCAACUUGGGGUGCCCGCUUCUGCGAUGCGAUCGGAAAACCAGCUCCGAAUGGGAUGUCCGUGCAGUGCGAGUUGCUGUUUCUCAAACCCAUCACCUCCGGGAUGAUGUCGAGCAGUUUGAAGGACGAUUUAGGCCCGUUAGUCGGCGACGAGGAGGAAAUCAAGAAGGUGGAGAGCUUAGCUCCGACCGACGGGAUUUCAACAGGUACUAGGAAUGCAACUUCUGCCAAGUAGAGCUUGUCUUCUCGUACCUUCGAGAAUGCGAGCACCUCUAGCACUUUUUGUUGCAUGUGUAGUUCAUGCAAUUAUCGCACUCAGAGUGUAGAUGUAGAAGUCGGCCGCGAAUAAAACGACUACGACAUCACCAGGUACCCGGCUCACCUUGCGGUUGAAGAACGGCGACACGAUUGAACCUUCAAAGGACAACAAGCCGAUGCCGUCUGUGACGUCGAGAAAGCUGGUCAAGGCGUUGUGCCAACUUUGGUUCAUCGAAAAGACGUCGGUCGUGCGAGGGUUCCCGGCGAUGCUGGAAGCGGAGAUGGGAAAGAUAGCAAAGGGCUUUGCUACUGCGAGUGUCGGUGGCGGUACAACAGCAGGAACAGCUUCUGCAGUUAGCACAACCAGCAGCACCAGCAGGAAAAACAGCUCCACCGUGAGUGUACUAGUACCAACAGCACCGGCCAGCGGCACGAGUGCAAAAAUUCUACCAUCUUCAGCAUCAAAACCGAAUAGUAGUACUAGCAGCGCCUCAUCAUCGUCUCUCCCCUCCACAGCGGUUCCUUCUCCAACGGAGUCGACGUCUUCAUCAUCCUCAUCAACUAGUCAUAGGAGUGCUGCGGGUGCCUCGAAAACGAACCACAAAAACCCCUCGCCCAGAACUUCAACCUCCUCCUCCAAUCGUCGAAGACAAAGCACCACCAUCCGCCGCGAAAGUGAUUUCAUCAACAAGAACAAUGCGAACAAAAAUGGCGCAGGCGCCUCGACGUCCACCUUGACUACGCCUACUUCCCAGUGGAUCAAUUUGAAAACACUCCAGUGGGACCACAUCAAAGACCUGUCGCAGGUGAAAAUCUCCGGCGAGCUGUUCAAGUGGCACUUGGACGGUUCUGCGCUCCGGGGAAAGUUGAUGCGGGCCUGGAGCCCCCGGUUUUUCAGCCUGGAAAGGGGGUUGCUGACCUACAGGAAACGCGGGAAGAUGACGGAGCCGUUGUCCUUGUUGAAAAUCUCCGUCGUGAUUGAGGCAAACGAGACGGAGGAGGAGAAUAAUGGCGCGAAAACAUUAACCGAUUCAAUUUCCGUUCGGGGUGGCGGCGGAGAAGUGGAGCAGAAACGGAGGAAGAGCACAAAUUCGCUGAGGGGCGACGGGGAAGUGGAGGCUGGUGGUGCGACGUUAGGGGAGAACUGGUAGGUUAAGUUUGAAUUUGUCUUUAGUGAUGAUACUCUGCUGCACCUGCUGUACGCGCAUGAGAAACUUUGGCGCUGUGAUGCAGACUACGCAUGGCAAACAGAGACUUCCAAUCACCAGGUUCUCCUUCUGGUUGAUCGAUCGCGAAUAUGAACUGCAAAAGUAUCGUACUCGUAUAAAUGCACGACAAAUUAUUUCCUCAGCAUGAGAGAUAAAAUUUGUAUUGCGGAUUUACAUAGAAAAAAGAAUUAAUGCAUGAUUGCAAUUAUACGAGUACGAUACUUUUGCACAGGAUAGCGAAACCGACGAGCCCAUGUUCCGUCUAGCUUCCAAGGACCACCAAAACGCUACCCAGUGGAUCAUAUGCAUUGGAAAAUCAUCGUACUAGUAUAAGCAGCAUCGCAAAUUUCGGCAAAAAAGAAAGUGGAAUUUGUACUGCUGUUUUAGGUUCGGAAAGGGAUUUGUCUUGCAUGGCCGCAAUUUGUACGAGUGCGAAGAUUCUUUUGCAUCAUGCAUAGCUCACGCAGAUUGUAGCGUCGAUCUUCUUUCUCCGCCGGGACGCGCAGCGCGCGAGCCAACUCCGGCUGAGCCACUUCGCCAGGCUGGAGCAGAGGAGGAAUUUUUACAACCUGCAGGGGGCCGCGAGGGAACAACAUUCUGGACUUCUUGUUGAACAGCAGCAACAAGUUCAGAAUGCAACAUCAAGACAAGCGCAAAUAAGCUCUGCGCGAGGGGGAGGUGGGCAACAUCAUCUUCAAGAGGACACUUCGGAGUACGAAAAUGACCCGCGGCACAUGAUCAAGUACAUGGAAGAAAGGGCGAGACAAGCGUCGGCUUCGAGACAGAACGAGCAGACUCUACAAAACAACCAUAAUCAAGCGCAGCAGGAGGCUCACUCCAUGCAAUCCAGCCCGGCUACACCGAGUCAAAGCUCCUCUCCACUAGACACUGAGGAUGGGAAAGUGGUCGCAGCUCCCCCCUCCUCCAGUCGCUGCAGGAAGCGGGGAACUGAAGUUAUCAUGCCGGCACAAGAACAUCAAGUAGGCAGCUCCGCACAGCGGCGCCCCCGGAUUUCGAGUAGCAACAGUAGCACGCUGAGCUCCAGUAUGGCAGUACAUCACUCCCCAAUCCACCUCAUUUUUCAUGCAAAAUCCCAAAUCCUAAUCCAGUCACUACCCUGUGGCACUGUUUGCAUGACAAAUUUCAAAAGCCCACGCAUUACUACAGUAGGUACAUCUACAUGAAUUUGUCAUGCACAAGCUCUUGGGUCGCUCACGUUUGUAUUGCUGUUCAUGCAAUCCUAAUGAGGGGGAGGGGGGUUUUGCGCUGUCAUAUCCAGUUCGAAGAAUUUUGGGAGCCGUGGGCGGAUCAGUUCCUCGGAAGAUGACGAGGAAGUAGAAAAUCCAAAUCUUUAUGGAGGAGGAAUGAAACACGGACUGUACCUGCACCCACGAGGAGAUCGUAGUAAUCGUGCUGGUGGUGGUGCGAGAAGCAGCGUGAACCAAUCCAACUACAAGGCAUCCACUACUUCGACAAGAGCUGCUGGUGCAACUACUGCAACAAAUUUCUGGUUCGUAAUUUCGAUGGUGUUGUUGACUGUGAUCGUUUUGCAGUCUGGAUUUGGGUAUCAAAUGCAAAAAUGUCUGGGUGGUCUGGAAGAAUCCAAGUUUGUCAUGCUUGUCUGGCAUGACUCGAGAAUCUGUAUUGCAUAGGCACGAAAAGGCCCUCUUACCUGUCAUGCAAAAACGUAGUUUGCCAUGCGGAAUACGUAAGACAUGGCAGCCACGAAAUUUGCCAUGCAUACAUAGGUGCGUACUGCAGUGCGCCUAUUAUUCACUUUUAGCAUUACAAUUUUCCAGCCCCAGACAUAUUUGCAUUUGAUAUCGGGGUCGAUGUGGUGGAGUACGGAAAGCGGAACUUAUUUCAGUACUUCUUCGCGGAGAAGUACAACUUUUCCUAUAACGGGGACGGGCCAGCAUCAGGACCAGGAGCUGCAACACCACCUGAGAAUGGAGCAGGAUCGUCAGUGCCUGUUGCAGCUGGUGUUCCCAUCGUGGGAGAAAGAACCACGAACAGUGUAAGAAAUGUAACAAAGUAAUAAACCAUAUUAGCCAACAGUGAAUCUGAGUCUCAAUCUCAAUUUUCCGCCGACAUUCGUGCUGCUGCACGAAAGAGCGAGGUGCUUCGCUUCACAUGGAAGAUUCUCACCACCAGAGAAAAACUGUGACUUUGAAUAAUGUGGACCGAGUUUCUUCAUGGUUCAAUCAGCAUUGAGAAAUAAGACUCGAAGUCUUAUUCUUCCUUGAAGUCCGUUUGGACUUGGUUUCUUGCCAGCGCCAGGAGCGUAUUAAAUUUUGCGUCUGACCCCUUCUUUGGAGCAGAUCGGACAUCGUUACUAAAUUGAAGAGUCGACUUCGAUUCGGCUGGUCUUUUUC
Molecule: messenger RNA, 4277 nt
Organism: Amoebophrya sp. A120
Lineage: Eukaryota; Dinophyceae; Syndiniales; Amoebophryaceae
Source: the annotation of a GenBank genome assembly